This is a messenger RNA of Benincasa hispida (wax gourd), 1393 nucleotides long. RefSeq names its product carboxyl terminus of HSC70-interacting protein (gene CHIP). Gene Ontology annotation, cellular component: cytoplasm. Lineage: Eukaryota; Viridiplantae; Streptophyta; Magnoliopsida; Cucurbitales; Cucurbitaceae. The record is from RefSeq and is a predicted model, not a curated record. Gene Ontology annotation, biological process: cellular response to misfolded protein; protein polyubiquitination; positive regulation of proteolysis. Gene Ontology annotation, molecular function: protein-folding chaperone binding; ubiquitin protein ligase activity.
AUGUGAAAUUUGGUGUCAACACAUCUUUUUGCCUGGAAAUGUCCUGAACCUUAACCCUCUCCUCUCUUCUCAAGAAAACGCUUCUUCUUCUUCUUCUUCUUCUUCUUCUUCUUAAUCAAUCACUCUAAAAUCCCAUUUCUGCAAAAUUCUCUCUGUUUCUAGAUUUGCUGAAUCAAAGAAAAACCCCAUAGUUACAUUCAGCAUCGUCGCUUUGAUUUCCUUGAUUGGUAAUGGGGCCAGGAGUGGCCUUGUCUGGCGCUGCAAAACAGGCCGAACUUCUCAGAAAAGAUGGCAACCACUAUUUUCAAAAGGGUCGAAUUGGAGCUGCCAUUGAAGCUUAUACCGAGGCGAUUACACUAUGCCCGAAUGUUCCUGUUUAUUUGACGAACCGUGCUUUGUGUCAUCGCAAGCGGAAUGAUUGGAAGAAGGUGGAGGAGGACUGUCGGAGGGCUAUUCAGCUUGAUAGCAGUUCUGUCAAGGCACAUUACAUGUUAGGAUUAGCAUUAAUACAAAACAAAGAAUAUCCGGAAGGAAUCAAGCAUUUAGAGAAGGCUUUGGAUCUUGGUAGGGGUGCAAAUCCGAAGAGUUAUAUAGUAGAGGAGAUAUGGCAGGAACUUGCUAAAGCAAAAUACAGGGAGUGGGAACAAGCGUCUACCGAACGUUCAUGGGAAUUGCAGACAUUGAAAGAAGCUUGUGAGGCUGCCCUUGAACAAAAAUACUUUCUUGACCAGUCUGAACUAGAAGGGUUCGUAGAUGAAGCCGAAAUUGCUCAUCGGAAUCAAUUAAAAUCGCUAAGAAGUGUGUUUGAAAAAGUUGCCGAGGCAGAUGCGCCGUCAGAGGUACCUGAUUAUCUUUGUUGUAAAAUCACACUUGAUAUUCUUCGCGACCCUGUUAUUACUCCGAGUGGGGUUACGUAUGAGAGAGCAGUGAUUCUUGACCAUUUUCAUAAGGUUGGUAACUUUGAUCCCAUAACACGGGAGCUGCUUGACGAGUCCCAGCUAGUACCAAACUUAGCCAUCAAGGAAGCAGUACAAUCAUUUCUAGAUAAGCAUGGAUGGGCUUAUAAUACAGUUUAAGGAAACUUGUAUUUUGAAUGGGAACUCAAUCAAGUUGAUGGUUAUGCCUGUCGUGAACGAAUGGAAAUACCUCAAUCCCAUGUCGCUAAUGUCGUGAUUAUCUCCUCGAUUCUUGUAUAUGGAUCGUCGAUUACGGUUUGUCAUAUAUCAUGCUUUCCAUGACAUUCUGAGGCUGUACUGUCAAUUAAGUAUGUGAGGUCCUGUCUUCUGAUUUGGUCUUGUGCAGAUUGUUACUAUGAACUUGUUAAUCUUCCUGUACAGUUAUUACUUAAACCUUUGAUUAUGGUUUAGUUAUUGAGGACUCUGUUCAGCAGGUA